Penaeus vannamei (Pacific white shrimp) is the source of this 2769-nucleotide messenger RNA. Lineage: Eukaryota; Metazoa; Arthropoda; Malacostraca; Decapoda; Penaeidae. The record is from RefSeq and is a predicted model, not a curated record.
AUGUUCCCGAAGACGCGUUAUACCGAGCCAGGUUCCACUCCCCUUCAGUCAGGGUUCAACUAUCCUUCAGCCAGGGUUCCACUCCCCUUCAGCCAGGGUUCAACUAUCCUUCAGCCAGGGUUCCACUCCCCUUCAGCCAGGGUUCAGCCAGGGUUCAACUAUCCUUCAGCCAGGGUUCCACUCCCCUUCACCAGGGUUCCAACUAUCCUUCAGCAGUCAGGGUUCCACUCCCUUCAGCCAGGGUUCCACUCCCCUUCAGUCAGGGUUCCACUCCCCUUCACCAGGGUUCUCCCCUUCAGUCAGGGUUCCACUCCCUUCAGGUUCCACUCCCUUCAGUCAGGGUUCACUCCCUUCAGCCAGGGUUCCACUCCCCUUCAGUCAUCCUUUCAGUCAGGGUUCCACUCCCCUUCAGUCAGGGUUCCACUCCCCUUCAGUCAGGGUUCAACUAUCCUUCAGUCAGGGGUUCCACUCCCCUUCAGUCAGGGUUCCACUCCCUUCAGUCAGGGUUUCACCCUUCAGUCAGGGUUCCACUCCCCUUCAGUCAGGGUUCAGCCAGGGUUCCCUUCAGCCAGGCCAGGGUUCCACUCCCCUUCAGUCAGGUUCAACUAUCCUUCAGUCAGGGUUCCACUCCCCUUCAGCCAGGUUUCCACUCCCCUUCAGUCAGGUUCCACUCCCUUCAGCCAGGUUCCACUCCCCUUCAGCCAGGGUUCCACUCCCCUUCAGUCGGGUUCCACUCCCUUCAGCCAGGGUUCCACUCCCCUUCAGGUUUCACACUCUCCUUCAGUCAGGGUUCCACUUCCCCUCAGUCAGGUUCCACUUCCCCUUCAGCCAGGGUUUCCAACUUCCCUUCAGUCAGGGUUCCACAUCCCCUUCACCAGGGUUCCAAUCCCCUUCAGUCAGGGGUCCACUUCCCUUCAGUCAGGUUUCAACCCUUCAGUCAGGGUUUCCACCCUCCCUUCAGUCAGGGUUCCACUCCCCUUCAGCCAGGGUUCCAUCCCCUUCAGUCAGGUUCCACUCCCCUUCAGUCAGGGUUUCCACUCCCCUUCAGUCCAGGGUUCCACUCCCUUCAGUCCAGGGUUUCACUUCCCCUUCAGUCAGGGUUCCACUUCCCCUUCAGUCAGGUUCCACUCUCCCCUUCAGUCCAGGGUUCACCUCUCCUUCAGCCAGGUUUCCAAUCCCCUUCAGUUCCAGGGUUCCACUCCCUUCAUCAGGGUUUCCAACUUCCCUUUCAGUUCAGGGUUUCCAGCUCCCCUUCAUGCCAGGUUCCAAUUUUCCCCUUCAGUCAGGUUCCACCCCUUCAGGUUCCCACUUCCCCUUCAGUCAGGUUUCACUCCCCUUUUCAAGUUCAGGGUUCCACCUCCCCUCAUCAGGGUCCACUCCCCUUCAGUCAGGCUUCNUCCCCUUCAGUCAGGGUUCAACUACUUCAGCCAGGUUCCACUCAAGGCCAUGGUUCCACUCCCCUUCAGCCAGGGUUCAACUACCCUUCCCCCACGGUUCCGCUAUCCUUCAGUCAGGGUUCCAAUAGCCUUCAGCCAGGGUUCAACUACCCUUCAGCCAGGGUUCCACUCCCCUUCAGUCAGGGUUCCACUAUCCUUCAGCCAGGGUUCCACUCCCCUUCACCAGGGUUCAACUACCCUUCACCCACGGUUCCACUAUCCUUCAGUCAGGGUUCCAAUAGCCUUCAGCCAGGGUUCAACUACCCUUCAGCCAGGGUUCAACUCCCCUUCAGCCAUGGUUCAACUACCUCUCAGCCAUGGUUCAACUACCCUUCAGUCAGGGUUCAACUACCCUUCAGCCACGGUUCAACUACCCUUCAGCCACGGUUCAACUACCCUUCAGCCAUGGUUCAACUACCUCUCAGCCAUGGUUCAACUACCCUUCAGCCAUGGUUCAACUACCCUUCAGCCAUGGUUCAACUACCUUUCAGCCUGGGUUCAACUACCCAUCAGCCACGGUUCCAAUAGCCUUCAGCCACGGUUCAACUCCCCUUCAGCCACGGUUCCACUCCCUUUCAGCCACGGUUCCAAUAGCCUUCAGCCACUGUUCAACUACCCUUCAGCCAAGCCAGGGUUCAACUACCUUUCAGCCAUGGUUCAACUACCCUUCAGCCAUGGUUCAACUACCUUUCAGCCAGGGUUCAACUACCCUUCAGCCACGGUUCCAAUAGCUUUCAGCCACGGUUCCAAUAGCCUUCAGCCACGUUUAGCCUUUGGUUCAGCCACGGUUCAACUACCCUUCAGCCACGGUUCCAAUAGCCUUCAGCCACGGUUCAACUACCCUUCAGCCACGGUUCAACUUCAGCCACGGUUCACUCCCUUCAGCCACGGUUCCCUUCAGCCAGUUCCCCUUCAGCACGGUCAGCCACGGCCUUCAGCCACGUUCAACUACCUUCAGCCACGGUUCCAACUUCAAUACCUUCAGCCACGGUUCAACUACCCUUCAGCCACGGUUUCAAUAGCCUUCAGCCACGGUUCCAAUAGCCUUCACCACGUUCAACUACCCUUCAGCCACGGUUACAAUAUCAGCCACGGUUCCAAUAGCCUUCAGCCACGGUUCAACUACCCUUCAGCCACGUUCAAUAGCCCUUCAGCCACGGUUUACCCUUCAGCCAAUAGCCUUCAGCCACGGUUCAACUACCCUUCAGCCACGGUUACAAUAGCCUUCAGCCACGGUUCCAAUAGCCUUCAGCCACGGUUCAACUACCCUUCAACCACGGUUCCAAUAGCCUUCAGCCACGGUUCAACUACCCUUCAGCCACGGUUCAACUAG